This is a messenger RNA of Saccharomyces eubayanus, 1734 nucleotides long. It is a transcript of the gene BFA1, whose product is annotated as Bfa1p. Gene Ontology annotation, biological process: mitotic spindle orientation checkpoint signaling; regulation of Ras protein signal transduction. The transcript has a single exon. The coding region runs from base 1 to 1734 and encodes 577 amino acids. Gene Ontology annotation, cellular component: SIN/MEN two-component GAP complex; mitotic spindle pole body. NCBI's taxonomy places the organism in Eukaryota, Fungi, Ascomycota, Saccharomycetes, Saccharomycetales, Saccharomycetaceae. Gene Ontology annotation, molecular function: GTPase activator activity. The record is from RefSeq and is a predicted model, not a curated record.
AUGUCAAUUAGACCUCUUACGCUAAAUGGCUUGGAUGAUCCGGAGACUUCUUUUGAGGAAUUGAAUACAACACUUCCGCGAUUUCAAUCCCACGAAACAUCAACAUUGAGAGAUAGCGCGCCGCCAUUGAGCACAUCAACGUAUUUACCGACUCCAUCAUCAAUAGGUACUUCCGACACUGGAACGGUUUUUUCAAACAGCGCUGAUGCAUUCUGGUCUGAUAAACAAGGUGACAAUGAUCAAGAUAUGGAAGUAGAACAGGAUGACGAAUUUUUGAAUGAUUUCCAAGAAUUUCAGAACAAGAAGGAUGAUUUUGAUGAUGCUAUAAAGACAAAUUUUCAUUUACGAAACAAGUGUGGGUCUACUCCCUUCAAGAACGUUGAUUUCGUAAACGAAUUUGAUAAAAAACUGAAUUUUGAACUAGACAAACCAAGAUUAAAGCAGCCCAGAUCGAUGAUGGAGCUAAAGUCAAGAAGGAAACUGUCAAACAGUGUAUCUUCAAAAAAUUUGAAAGGCGGGAAUUCAGUGAGAUUCAAAAAAUCCAUGCCAAACUUAGCGUUAUUUAGUCCAACGAUCCGAGAAGAAGAAGAAGAAGAAGAAGGUAAAGGGGAGGAACAACAAGAACAGGAUUAUGAAGAUGAUGAUACACAGGGUACAAUUUUGGCAAGAUUUAGUUCUGAUGACGAGGGUGGAUUUUUAACAGGAUUCGGAGAAUUGGAAGACGAACCUCUCGAUCAAACAUUUUCCCUAAGCCGUGGACAAGACCUUAAACGGCCCCCAUUCUUAAAAAGGAAGUCUGCUUCAUCGUUGCCAUUAAAGAUAUCGCCUACUCAGUAUGACAUAGUAAAACAUGACGAACUACUAACGCCCGGUCUCCAUAGCCGGCAACGGGAAUGGAAUACUCAACAGGAACUAGAUUCUUUCAGAGAGGAACGACCAGUUAGACGUUAUCCCAGCCACAAUUUACAACUUCAUGGACCAGCUAAAAUCAAAACAAUAAAACAACAGAUUGAUCACAACACUCCGAUGAAGAAGGGUUCAAUGGUAUAUAAUCCUCAGACUAUGAAGUGGGAAGGAAAUGAAAAUGUAUUAAACAAAUUCAGCGAUGUGGAUACAGCGAACAGGAAAGCUUUACUAAUAAAGAAUAAGCUCCAGCGAGAUGCUGAUGAUCAUACUGCAAAACAAAAAAGAUAUUCCGAUCUACAGAACUCAAGAUCCGCUUCAAGGAAUCAAAAGGUUGUCGGUAAUAUGGUCCUCGAUGAACAAAAUUUGAGAUGGGUAAGUAUAUCUGAGGAUGAAGCCGACCCUUUUGCAGGUAUUCCGGAGAUAAAUCCACCACCAGUGAGAACAACUAUGAAGAAACGCAGCUCUUCUCCAUUCUUACGUUCCCAAAGCCAACUGAGCCCAUCACCUUCCUCAAAUGGUAAUAAUGGUGGGUAUCAAAGUACGGCAGCUCAGGUAAGACUACGAAAAUACCAUUCCAUGAGGUCACUAAAUGCUCCACCCGAAGAUUUGGCGCUGAACACAACUUUCCACUUGAGCUCAAAAACACUGGAAAAAUUUUAUCACGAGGAGAAUAGAUGGAACAGAAAGUUGGCAUCUUGGUUCAUACCACAAGACGAGACCAUUACCGGCGUCGACGAAGAAACUAUGGAUGAAAGCACCAUUGGUGGCAAGAGAAAAUCUUACAUGUACGAAAUAAGGAAUAUGGUAAUAAACUCGACAAAGGAUUAA